CCCGCCGCGCCGGGUCCUAAAGCCGCGCGUCUCAAGAGGAUGGUUCGCCUGGCGGCCGAGCUACUGCUGCUCCUGGGGCUGCUGCUGCUCACGCUGCACAUAACGGUGUUGCGCGGCACCGGAGCCACGGACGGGUCAGAAGCAGCCGCGGGCAACGCCAGCCGGACCCAGCUGCAGAAUAACCUCAAUGUGGAAAGUGACUCUACAUCAGAAAGCAGCUCUCCUUUCUCCAAAGAAGUACCAGGGGAGCAUAUGGACCACCAGGCUGCACACCAACCCCUCCCCAGACAGAGAUUUCAGCAAGAGGCUGGGCACCCUUCGUUGCAAAGAGAUGGUCCAAAAUCUUUUCUCCUUGACCUACCAAACUUUCCAGAUCUUUCCAAAGCUGAUAUCAAUGGGCAGAAUCCAAAUAUCCAGGUCACCAUAGAGGUGGUGGAUGGUCCUGACACUGAAGCAGAUAAAGAUCAGCACCCGGAGAAUAAGCCCAGCUGGUCAGUCCCAUCCCCCGACUGGCGGGCCUGGUGGCAGAGGUCCUUGUCCUUGUCGAGGGCCAACAGCGGGGACCAGGACUACAAGUACGACAGUACCUCAGAUGACAGCAACUUCCUCAACCCCCUCCGGGGAUGGGACCGUCCGGCCCCAGGCCACCGCACUUUUGAAACCAAAGAGCAGCCAGAAUAUGAUUCCACAGAUGGGGAGGGUGACUGGAGUCUCUGGUCCGUCUGCAGCGUCACCUGUGGGAAUGGCAACCAGAAGCGGACCAGGUCUUGUGGCUACGCAUGCACUGCAACGGAGUCUAGGACUUGUGACCGACCAAACUGCCCAGGAAUUGAAGACACCUUCAGGACAGCUGCCACUGAAGUAAGUCUCCUUGCAGGAAGUGAGGAGUUUAAUGCCACCAAGCUGUUUGAAGUUGACACAGACAGCUGUGAGCGAUGGAUGAGCUGCAAAAGCGAGUUCUUAAAGAAGUACAUGCACAAGGUGAUCAAUGACCUGCCCAGCUGCCCCUGCUCCUACCCCACAGAGGUGGCCUAUAGCACAGCAGACAUCUUCGACCGCAUCAAGCGCAAGGAAUUUCGCUGGAAGGACGCCAGCGGGCCCAAGGAGAAGCUGGAGAUCUACAAGCCCACUGCCCGGUACUGCAUUCGCUCCAUGCUGUCUCUGGAGAGCACCACGCUAGCCGCCCAGCACUGUUGCUAUGGCGACAACAUGCAGCUCAUAACCAGAGGCAAAGGGGCGGGGACACCUAACCUCAUCAGCACUGAGUUCUCAGCGGAGCUCCACUAUAAAGUGGAUGUCCUACCCUGGAUUAUCUGCAAGGGCGACUGGAGCAGGUAUAAUGAAGCCCGGCCUCCCAACAACGGGCAGAAGUGCACAGAGAGCCCCUCCGAUGAGGAUUACAUCAAGCAGUUCCAAGAGGCCAGGGAGUAUUAAAGAGAGACCUCUUGUAUUUGUGACGUAAAUGCACUACACUGACCUGCCACCUCUUAUCCACAUUCCUGUGUGUUUGCAUAUGCCACAUGAGUAUUUUUCAUAAAUUACACUAGGGAUGUGCGCCAGGCCUGGUGGCUACCAUCUGAGGCCACCCUUGCCAUCUACAAUGCCCACAGACCUUCUUGGAACUCCUCCUUUGGGUGAUGUGGUAAAGAGGAUGAGGACCAAGAAGCCAGAAGAACCUGGAAGCCACAGUGGAUGGGAUUCAAUUCACACCCAGGUCCAGUGUUUCCUAGAGAUGUAAAGGGGGAAAGAGACUGAAAUUGUAAACAUUAUAAGUUUUUAUAUAUAACUUAUUUAAUAUAAAUGUGACUUAAGCAUAACCUUUUCUCUGGAGUUGUCAUCAUGAAACUGUUUUAUCACUUCUGUGAGAGUUCAGACAGGGUUUAGGAGGUGGAAGAGAAAGGGAUUUUGUAAUGACUUUUAAAAUAACUCAAUAGAAGUAUAUCCAAACAAGAAAACACUCGCCUUAAACCAAAUAUUAUUUAGUCAUGAGGCACCUUGCUGAAGUCUCAGCAUUCAAAAUGCCCUUGCCUAAGACUGGGUAGAGAUAGAGGGUGGUGGACAGAUGGCUAUUUUAGAAGCAAAUCUGAGGCUGGUUUUAAAUAGGCUUUAAAAUAAAAGGUCAAUAUUAGCAUAAUGCUUUGAUUCUACUUAAAGGCUUCAGAAUGACAGAAUUUCUUCUCAUGUCUUAGUAAGUCCAGAAGGCUGCAUGAGAGUUGAACAUAAAAACAGGGAGUAGCACUUUUCCAAAGGAAAAAAAAAAACAAGAUAAAUGGGAAAACAACAUGGACCUCAUUUCAUCUAUUUUGUUUUAAUAUCAUCUUAACAAUUUUUUCUCCACCAAUAUAUUCACAACAAAUAGAUAUAAAAAGAGGAGGAGGACUCAAGUGUAGGAAAUCCUAAUUUUUUAUGUUUUAAGAAAGGAAAAAUAACUACAUUAUUUUUGUAAAGUAUUUAUUGAGUCUUGAGUUUAGUGCAUCAAGCAGUUGUAAUAUGCCCUGGUUCUGUAGUGUGGAACUUAGGACAAAUAAAGAGUUGGUUAUUAUGCACUAUCUACUUACAAAACUCCAGGAAAACAGAAUAUAUAAUAAAAUCAUAAUAAAAUGUGUUACCUGCAGUAAAUGUG
Molecule: messenger RNA, 2623 nt
Organism: Phyllostomus discolor (pale spear-nosed bat)
Lineage: Eukaryota; Metazoa; Chordata; Mammalia; Chiroptera; Phyllostomidae
Gene: ISM1
Product: isthmin 1
Exons: 6
Coding region: 40-1434 (464 amino acids)
Biological process (GO): negative regulation of angiogenesis
Source: RefSeq, a predicted model, not a curated record